Messenger RNA from Radiomyces spectabilis, 920 nucleotides. RefSeq lists its product as uncharacterized. Lineage: Eukaryota; Fungi; Mucoromycota; Mucoromycetes; Mucorales; Radiomycetaceae. The record is from RefSeq and is a predicted model, not a curated record. Gene Ontology annotation, molecular function: RNA binding. The transcript has 3 exons. The coding region runs from base 44 to 787 and encodes 247 amino acids.
ACCUCGGAUUCUUUUUUUUAUCCUAUUACAAAAAAUAUCAAUUAUGGCCUCCAAAGUGACUAUUCCUACUGAACCUACCCCUAAUUUGGUCGUGGUGACCAACAUCCACAAGACCACGCAAGAUAAGGCUAUCCGCGAGUUUUUCCUGUUCUGUGGCAAGAUCAAGGAAUUCGAAUUGCAGCCUGAUGGCGAGCAUCAGAAAGCCCUCAUCAUGUUCGAACGUGCAUCUGCUGCCAAAACGGCCGUCCUUUUAAGCAAUGCUUUGGUGGACAAUGAACACAUUCACGUGGAGCCGUACUUUGCCGAGACUCAAAACAACGAAAAGGCUGGUGCGGCUGUGAGCGAGGAAGAAGGCAAGGAAGUGCCUCCGGUGUCCAGCACCAUGGCCGAGAUGUUGGCGGCUGGUUACACUUUAACCGACAAUGUGUUGGCUAAGGGUAUCGAAUACGAUAACAAAUACGGUCUCAGUCAGAAGGUGCAGCAAUUCUUUGCCCAGAUUCAGCAGAACCUGGCUCAGUUGGGUCAAAAGUACCAUGUGACCGAUCGUGCAAUGGAAGUCGACAGCAAAUUGGGUGUCCAGAACAAGGCGCAAAAUGUGGCCACGACCGCCCAGCAAAAGGCCGAAGAGUUGAUGCAAUCACCUGCAGGUCAAAAGGUGCAAGGAUUUGCUACCCAGAUGUUGGACCAAAUCAAUGCUUUACACGCGGAAGCUCGUCGUAUUGCGGAUGAGCGAAAGGGUACCAGCACUGGCGCCACGACCGAAGCCCCCAAGCCUCAUACAGCAUAAAUCCUUGCUUUCAACUUUAUCGUUACCGGAAAUGACUAUUGGUUUAUGUGUAUAAUAUGUAACAUUUGUAUAUUUAUUGGGUAAACACAGUGCGUAACUUCAUAAUGCAACCAAAAGAAAUAAAACCUAUAAU